Molecule: messenger RNA, 375 nt
Organism: Emiliania huxleyi CCMP1516
Lineage: Eukaryota; Haptophyta; Isochrysidales; Noelaerhabdaceae
Exons: 5
Coding region: 1-375 (124 amino acids)
Source: RefSeq, a predicted model, not a curated record
AUGCUUGGAGGCACGAACUCGACGUGGCUUUCGCCGGGCAAGCACCCGGUCUCUGCGCUGUUUGAGUUUGCGCAGGCCGUUGGGGCGCGAGGCGACGGCGGCGGCGCCCGACGCGAAGUUGGCGCGGGCCGGGGCGGCGCACGCCCUGCUGCGCAUGCUGUGUCCCCGGCCGCUUCCGCCUGCUGCGUGCGGCGCGAGCUCUCUAUGCGCGGACGCGCCGCGCUAAACGUUCCUUUCGCCUCCACGCGGAGCUGGAGGACGGAGAGCUUCCGGAGUGACGUGGGCGGCGCGGAGGCAGGGGUGGUGUUUGCGGCACAGCGUGGACCGUGGGUCCGCGUGAUUUCGGGUGUGUCACUGCUGUCGCGUCCGGUCUGA